GAGAGAGAGAGAGCAAGUGUUUAUGAACUGAAUUAACUGGGCUGUUUGUGACAGGAGGAGAGAUUCCUCAUCUCAUGAGUGGAUCAUGACGCAUCUGUGACAAUAGUGUCCACCGUCGCUGCUCUGGACAGGUGUGUUACCUGUAGCUGUGAAUGGUGGAAAGGGGCAGGUUGUUUCAUUUCCCGUGGCUUUUCUUCCGGCACCGAUGAAAUGAAUCGCAUUGUUUUAACUUUGUUUCACGACCAGACACGCAUUUGGAUGGCGGAGCGCUCGUAAGAGUGGACCGAGCCGGUGAUUUCAGUCUACUGAUUGAUCGAGAACAGUUCGAGACAUUUUUUCAAUGAGCGAAGACACUCAUACCACUCCCUGAUCAUUGGAAAUAGCAGCUCUUUUUUUGGUCGCAAUAGCGUUUAUCGUGUGGAGCUGACGCAUUACCGAACCGGGCUGCAGUAGGAUAUGUGCGAGACGGUGAUGGCCGUGUCUGAACUGGACACCGAGCCUAAUCCACCGGAGAACGGCUUCGUCACCCCCGAAACUAAUAAAUCGCCCGAUUUACUGGCGCAGAUCGACGCCUGUGUUUUGCCCAGUCUGGGCGGCUUUGGGAAAUUUCAGAAACAGCUGAUCGUCUUAACAUGGAUACCAGCGCUAUUCAUUGGCUUCAGCCAAUUUUCGGACAGUUUUCUCCUGGCGCAGCCGAACAACCCGUGUGCGCAAGUGAACGCGAGUACCAGCGAGCCGUCGGCUGUAAUCCCGUCAGCGCAAUUUAGCGCCGUGAAUGGAAACAACGGCACCGAACGAUCAUCGCAGUGCAUAUGUAUACAAUCAGGAUUUGAACUGAAAAAUGGACUGGAACAAAACGUUGUUACCAAGUGGAACCUUGUAUGUGACUCGGCCUGGAUUGUUCAUAUCGCCAAAUUCUCCCUGCUGGUGGGCUCCAUCUUUGGGUACUUGGUGUUGGGAGUUCUGGCUGAUUGGUUUGGCCGGCACCCAGUCCUGAUCAUCUCAGUCUUCUUCAUGUUGGUAUUCGGCAUGACAGUGGCCUUCUCCGUCAAUGUCCCAAUGUUCAGCACCCUACGCUUCUUUGAGGGGUUUUGCUUGGCAGGGAUCACACUCUCUCUCUAUGCUCUGAGGAUCGAGCUUUGUCUGCCGGGCUGGCGUUUCUCCAUGACCAUGGUGGCUAACUUUGUGGCGUUGGCUGGGCAGCUGAUCAUGCCUGGCUUGGCAGCCCUCUGCAGUGAUUGGCAGAUUCUGCAAGCGGUCAUAAUCUGCCCCCUGUUACUCAUGCUGUCCUAUAUCUGGAUUUUUCCAGAGUCUCUGCGCUGGCUGCUUGCUACUCAGCAGUACAGUCGCUCUAAAUGGAUCAUGGAGCGCAUUGCAAAAAAGAACACCGUCAAUCUAGAACAGGAUGCAGAAGAGCUGGUGACAGAGCUGAACAGAGCCCUGCCAAAGCAAUCCAAGAAGACCUGCAUCGUAAAAAUGGUUGGCACAAGGAACCUGUGGAAGAAUAUCGUGGUGCUCUGCGUCAACUCACUAGCAGGUUAUGGGAUCCAUCACUGCUUUGCACGCAGUAUGAUGGACCAAGACAUGGAGACGACCACCAUGUUCCACAAUUUCUAUGCUGACUACUACACCAUGGCGGGUAUUGCCGUGGCAUCCUGCGUGGCACUGUGCCCUGCUGUGGGCGUGAUGGGUCGGCGUGGAGGACUCCUCAUGUUCAUGAUCAUCACCGCACUGGCAUCCCUUCUUCAGCUGGGACUGCUCAACUUGUUGGGAAAGUACAGUGUUCAGCUGAAUAUCGAACGCUCUGAUACACUGAAGUCCAAUUUCUCAGUGGCUUUCUCCAUCAUUGGCAUGUUCUCCUCCCACGCUGUCAGCAACCUAAGCAUCUUUUUUUGUGCUGAAAUCACUCCUACUGUUAUUAGGGGUGGUGGGCUAGGCCUCGUCCUGGCCAGUGCUGGAUUUGGCAUGCUGACAGCACCUAUCAUGGAGCUACAUAACCAAAAAGGCUAUUUUCUGCAUCAUGUCAUUUUUGCAUGCUGCACUCUUAUCUGCAUCAUUUGCAUCCUGCUACUGCCAGAGACUCGCAAUCGGUCACUACCAGAAACAUUAGCUGAUGGUGAAAGUUACACUCGUCAACCGCUACAGCUGCCUCGCAAGCCAGGCGAGCAACGCCUCCUGCUGACCAAGUCUGAGAGCCGUGAGUAUGCCAGGGUGGGCGAUACACCUCUGCAUGAAGCGGCUGCCACUGCUAUUUCCACUAUGGACUCUACAGCCUCAUCCGCCGUCGAACUCCCAACGCUCCAGGAUGUCCCUGUCCAGCAAGCGACUGGUACAGUACAACUAUUAAGGAUGAAGAUAUUGAGCUCUACCAAAGAGCAAGGUGAAAUCAAGCAAAACUUUGAUGAGUGUCCCACAUCUGUUACCACGCUGGAAUCUUCUGCCCCAUCUCUAGAGGACCCUCUCCUCACCUCUAUUCCAAACACCUCAACCCCAAUCUCUAUUAAUUCUCUUCGGGUAUCUAAAAUGGAAUCUCCCCCUGAUGUUAUCUUAGAUGUCCUGCCUUCUUGCACUUUGGACACUCCUUUGAUCACCGAUCUGGUCCUGGAGUCUCCUGCUUCUUCUUUAAUUGAUCAGUCCUCAGCCUCAACAAGUGAUGUCCAAACUCUAACACUUGUAGAUAUAGUUAUUCCUCCCCCUGUGGAAUCUCCUGCUCCAGGUGCCAAUGAAAGCAAAUACCAAGCUGGGAUGGACUCUACAGACCCUCUUCUAGACUCCAGUCUCCACCUCACAGUGGCAUCCCCAGAAACACCAGUAGAUGACACCAUUCCUCUCUCUGCAAUGAACCUGUCUGAUCCAUUACCCCCCGCCACCGGACAAAUUCCCAUCGACCCUUUAAAUGACAUUCCUCCCCCUUGCUCAAGAGAAUCAUCUGUUCAUCUUGUCAUUGAAUUUCAACCCCCUUCCCCAACAGAACGGUCAUUACAACCAAUAAUAGACCCCCAAUCUUCUGCCUCGUCAAGUCAAGUUCAUGCUAUUCCACCUCAGUCUUUCUCUUCUCCUAUAGAUUCUGGCACUCCAUUAUUACACUCAGUGUCUUCCUCUGCGAUAGACUCCAUAGAAUCUGGCCCUCCUUCAUCAGCUGUACUGGAGACAUUAAGAAAUGGUGCUGCACUCCUGUCUACGGCAAACUUAACUGCACCUCAUGCUACAAGCACAGACUCUGUUACUGAAUCUGGCCACCCUUGCAUGGCAGACUCGACCCUUUCCUCGCCCAUUGACUCAAGUAUAUCUCCAACCUUGAUCAUCACAGAAACCUGCAGUGCUAGUGGGGUUUCACCUUUAUGAUGGACAUAUUCACUUGGUGAGCAGCCUUAUAAGAAGUACUCGUCACCUAAGGUGGACUCAUGUAUUUUAAAUGUCUGAAGUGUUUUGCUUUCCAGGAGCUAUGACCCAGGAAAGGCAAAGCGAGGAGAAGGUAUAAAAGGAUAUGGCACUAACCAUAAGUAGGAACAACCAUAAGAAAAUCAUUGUCCAAAGGGUCUUUUCUGUCCCUUGGUUUCCAUGGCUUAAUCAGCCCUCCUCCAUUGGUGCCAGUAUCGGCUUUUUGAGCAACUAGAUCCAAAACUCCAAAUGUUAUAUUUGAGCUUCUUUUAUUAAAAACACUAAGGCCACCAGUGACAGGUUCCCACUUGAGUAACACUGGAAUUCUCUAGUCAGGUGAUUAGACUUCUAUCUGCGUGUUUGAUAGCAAUUUAAAACAAUGAUUUAUCAAAAGUAGUCAGACGUGAAUAGUGCUGAGUAAUACUCUCAGUCCUGUGACAGGAAUUUAGACACAUUAAAUGCAGUUCUAUCAAGAAAGAGCACUAUGCCAAAUGUUUAAAGAGAUAUUUGCUAAAAAGGGAAUUCCUCACUAACCCACCUCUGUUUAUUAUAUUCUCGGAAUGUUGAGUAGUUUGUCUUGAAGUUUACAGUGAAUGACAAAUACCUUUCGAAAUUAGGUAUUGAAUAAACACUUAACUUUCAUGUUUCGAAAUAACCAUAUGCGUAUUUCCAAACCUGGUAAACCUGUUUGAAUAUAGAUGCUACAAAGACACUGCUCAGAAUGUUAUACCUUUUUUUUUUUUUUUUUAUCUAUAAGAGCUAAUAACCUGGAUCUGGUGAAAAAAAAAAAAAAGUAAUUUUGAGGAGAACAGAACAUACUCCUAAUAGGCAAAUAACUAUUUUAAGACAGUCGAAGAGACUCACAACACACUCAAUCAAGUGUACGCAACAGACUUAUUGUGAAUGUGAAUACUUUGUUGACAUCUUGUAAUUUAUGCUGUAGUGGUACAAAAGUGUAGCUUUACAUAAAAAAAAAAAAAAAAGGAAAUAGAAAAUGUAAUUUUGUCCCAAUGGUAUUUUGGAACUUUGUUACCAUAUCUGUGUGAAUGUAUGUGGCACUUUAUCUUUUAAAAUGACAAGAAAGCAUGUAAACAUCUAAAACAAAAGUUGUAAACACAUCAAAGUAAUGAGAAUAGGGGUGUAACGGUCACAUUUGUUCUCAUGGUUCUGUUUGUAUUACUGUUUUAGGGUCAUGGUUUCAGUACGGUUCAGUAUUCGUUAUGUUCAGAAAAAUAUUACUACCAAAUCCAAAGUACAAAUAUUCUAUUUGAUAACAAACACAUCAAGAGAUUUGCCCUCAAAUUAACCAUGGUAUUUGUAGUAAAAUCAUAGUAACCACAAAAUUAACAUGGUUACUAUAUGGCUACUACAGUAUUACUGAAUAAAAUGGUUAAAUUUCGUUAGUGUCUUUAACUAAAGAAAACAUAAUUGCUCUAAUUACUAACUCAACUUUUAACUUAAUACCUCCAUAUAUGCUAUAUGUAUCAACAUAAAGUGCAUUUCAUACUCAACUCAACAUAUAUUCAAUAUUCGGAAGCUGUACAUCACUAUAGAAGGAAAAACCUUGCUCAUAAAAUGGAUGCUAGAAGGGAUGUCGUAACGCAACCCAAGUUUUUUAAUCAUACGUGGAUAUCCCACAUCUUCAUCAAUGGAGUAGGGCAACAUAACUUUGGCAAUGAACACUCCAAGCGCUUUAGUUAUUGUUAUAUGUAGCUCUGAACUGAUGUCUAUUUGCUGCUCUAUUUUCUUUGCCAAACUGUAUGAUCCAGAUGCGACAUUAAACUUGAGAUGAACCACGGUGCAAAUGCUUACCGAACCGUUGGUGGCGAACCGUACGGUCAUUUUAUUUGUUUUACUGAGAACCGUUACACCCCUAAAUAAGAACAAAUGGAGUGAUUAUGAUUGUAUUUUUUUUUUAUUAAUACCCACAGCAAUAAUACAGUAUGUGACCCAUACUAUGCCAUGGUGUAAAAGUAAUUUUAGCUAUUGGUUUGUUUUUGUUGGAAUUGUUUUGCAUCCUUGAUCACAGUAAUGAACAUUGAUAUGAAGUACUAAUUAUUGUUUGGUUGAGCAAGGUGCUAAAUAUGAUUUUAAAAUUACCUCCUAAAAUUGUGUCAGUAGGUGGACAUGCUUAUUCCUACUUUUUGUUUGUUUGUUUGUUUGUUUUUGGCAACAGCAGGUUUUGAAAUACACUCAAUGUUAGGAAAAUUCUGUAUGAAAUAUAGAAAAAUUUGUAUCUGUGCCUGCAUUUGACAGCCACCAAAUGAAAGACAGAUUGUCCUGAUAAUUUUAAUAAUUUCAGCUCUUAUUUUUUUAAGGUGAUCCACCAUAUUGCCGGGGGGAAAAUAUUAUAGACCUAGAGCAUAUGGGCUUAUAAAAAUGUUGUAAAAAGGGUUUCCGGCCAUUUGUUAAUGAAAAUUAUGUCUAUUUGUAUUUUGGGGAAUCGAAGUACAGAGGGAUUUUUUUCUGUCCUUCAAAAAUAUAAUUUUCCCCUUUAGCUUUUGCAAAGGUCCUUUCACUAUUCAGGAUAUCUUGUUGCAUUUGAUAUAUAGAAAUUUAGAGUGCUGACAUGAAUCAUUGAUUUUCUUUAGCAUUUUUAGCAUGUUUUGGUUUCGUAUCAAUUCAAACAACAAAUCUCCAAGACUCACAUUUUUUAGCUGAUUCAAUGUAAAAUCUGUCCCAUUCAUACUUCAGAACUGAAUGACAGAUUUUUUUUACCCAAACAAUUUACGUUCUUUCUCUUUGCACUGAUUUCCAUGCCAAGACUGUUUGGAGAAAUGGGACCGGUCCUAGCCUUUUGGGGGCCUUAAGCAAAAAUGUAU
Xyrauchen texanus (razorback sucker) is the source of this 6203-nucleotide messenger RNA. Its product is annotated as solute carrier family 22 member 23-like. NCBI's taxonomy places the organism in Eukaryota, Metazoa, Chordata, Actinopteri, Cypriniformes, Catostomidae. The transcript has 10 exons. Gene Ontology annotation, biological process: transmembrane transport. The coding region runs from base 457 to 3345 and encodes 962 amino acids. Gene Ontology annotation, cellular component: membrane. The record is from RefSeq and is a predicted model, not a curated record. Gene Ontology annotation, molecular function: transmembrane transporter activity.